This is a messenger RNA of Aspergillus alliaceus, 543 nucleotides long. RefSeq names its product muts domain III-domain-containing protein. NCBI's taxonomy places the organism in Eukaryota, Fungi, Ascomycota, Eurotiomycetes, Eurotiales, Aspergillaceae. The record is from RefSeq and is a predicted model, not a curated record. The transcript has a single exon. Gene Ontology annotation, cellular component: nucleus. Gene Ontology annotation, molecular function: ATP binding; ATP-dependent DNA damage sensor activity; mismatched DNA binding. Gene Ontology annotation, biological process: mismatch repair; reciprocal meiotic recombination. Bases 1 to 543 code for a protein of 180 amino acids.
AUGGACCGACUAGCUUUCCCGGAGGACGUUGAGUCUAUCAAGAUUACCCUGGGAGGAACUUUGCCACCUGUUGCUUUGCUGCAGUACGUUGAAGAAAACACAUGUGCAAGCCUCGCUGAAUUUUUGCAGGUCCUGAAAUAUGUUGAGUUAGAGCUUAAUAAGACCUUCACUUCGUACUCCCUUCGCAUCCGUUUCGAGCCCUCUCAGGGGUCCAUGUUGAUUGACUUGUCCAGUAUUGUCUCCUUAGAGUUGAUCCAGAAUCUUCAGAAUGCCAUGUCUAAGGACAGUCUCUUUGGUCUCCUAAACGAAACGCUCACUCCAAUGGGUGGUAGGCUCCUGAGAGCCAACAUUUUGCAACCCUCUACAGAGGUUUCAAAAUUAUUAGCUCGAUAUGAUGCCGUAGAGGAUUUAUCUACAAAAGGGGAAAUGUUUGCAUCAGUAAGCAGAGAAAUAUGUUUCUGCGAUGAGAUCUAUACUAACUCGUGGCCUUCCGCAUCCCCAACAGCACUCAAAGGCCUCAUCGAUGCAGAUAAAGUGUCCUGA